UUCGGGCUCUCGUUCCCCAUACUUUUUGAAGCAAUGGAGUUUUAAUUAUUAUUGCGUAACUUAAUUUAUUUAAUAUAGACAAUGAGUGGUGAUUUCACCGAAGUUGCCGAUUCCUCUCAUGGGGAUGAGGAUCAGUCGGUAGAGGUUGUUGAGUUUUCUUCAUUCUUAAAUUAUUUACGUAAAGUUGUUGCCGUUCAUUUUCACGAAGAUGUUUCGGCACCACCCUCAUUGGCGGCCGCUAUUGACGAUCGAAAUAACCAGGACUGUAUCAAAAAGUUCAUCAGUGAUCCUCAAGUAUCUGCCCUACUUGUGCAAAAAAGCUCCACUAAAGAUGAUGAUGCUGAACAAAGUGGGGAGGCAGAUGAAGAGAAAGAAGUAUAUUUUAUUUCUAACGAGGUUCAUUUUACAAGCUCCAAGAUGACCAGCUUGGUGUUUACUAAACGCUACAUAGUCGUGGAGGCUGACAAAUCCAUCGCCAGUCAGCUGAGAGUGAACACAUUCAGCGAAGGAUCACCUUACGAAACACUCCAUGCUUAUGUGUGCAAAACCAUGGUUCCGUACUUCAAGAGCUACAUCAAGGAAUCUGGCCGUGCAGACAGAGAUGGUGACAAGAUGGUCCCCUCUGUGGAGAAGAAGAUGGCAGAACUGGAGAUGGGCCUGUUACAUCUCCAGCAGAAUAUCGACAUUCCGGAGAUUACACUUCCAGUACACGCGACUGUCGCUCAGGUAAUCAAACGAUGCACAGAAGAAGGCCGCAAGCCCAAAGUUGCUGAUUUUGGUGAUCGUGUAGAGGACUCGACCUUCCUCAACCAACUGCAGAACGGAGUCAGCCGUUGGAUCAAGGAAAUUCAGAAGGUGACCAAGCUGGACAGAGACCCGUCAUCUGGAACAGCUCUACAGGAGAUCAGUUUCUGGCUCAACCUAGAGAGGGCACUCUACAGGAUACAGGAGAAGAGAGAGAGUGUUGAGGUAGCAUUGACUCUGGACAUACUCAAGCAUGGCAAGCGCUUCCAUGCGACUGUCAGCUUUGACACUGACACUGGACUGAAACAAGCGUUGGCGACAGUCAACGACUACAACCCCCUGAUGAAAGACUUCCCCAUCAACGACCUGUUGUCCGCCACGGAGCUGGACCGUAUCAAGACGGCUGUACAGCAGAUCUUCAGCCACUUGCGUAAAAUAAGAAACACCAAGUACCCCAUGCAGAGAGCAUUGCGCUUCAUUGAGGCCAUCUCCCGCGAUCUUAGCGCUCAACUUCUCAAGGUGCUGGGUACCAGACGGCUGAUGCAUAUUCCCUUUGAUGAGUUUGAGAAGGUGAUGACGCAGUGUUUCAGUGUCUUCACUUGUUGGGACGAUGAGUACGACAAGCUUCAAGCUUUGUUGAGAGACUUGGUGAAGAAGAAGCGAGACGAACAGUUUAAGAUGGUCUGGAGGAUGUCUCCAGUACACAAACGGCUACAAGUCCGCAUGGAGCACAUGCGUAGGUUCCGUCACCAGCAUGAGCAGUUGCGCACUGUGAUUGUCCGAGUGUUGAGGCCCACACGACCAGCUGGUCUGUCUUCAGAAUCUACUGCAGAGGACACAGGGAAAACACAAGACCCUCUCAGUCUAGAAGCGGCCGACGCUAGCGCCAUAGAGGAGGUGAACCUGGCAUAUGAGAACGUCAAGGAGGUGGACUGUCUAGACAUGAGCAGAGAAGGUGUGGAAGCUUGGGAAGCAGCUGUGGCCAGGUACGAGGAACGUAUCGACAGAGUAGAGACUCGUAUCACGGCUCACCUGAGAGACCAGCUGGGAACAGCGAAGAACGCCAACGAGAUGUUCCGCAUCUUCAGCAGGUUCAACGCGUUGUUUGUGCGUCCUCACAUACGAGGAGCCAUACGCGAGUACCAGACGCAACUUAUACAACGGGUCAAAGAUGAUAUCGAGGCUCUACAUGAGAAAUUCAAGGUCCAGUAUCCGCAAAGUAACUCUUUUAGGAUGAGUUUUGUCCGAGACUUGCCGCCCGUCUCUGGAUCCAUCAUUUGGGCCAAACAGAUAGACAGACAACUCACUGCGUAUCUCCGCAGAGUAGAGGAUGUUUUAGGAAGGGGCUGGGAGAACCACAUAGAAGGACAAAAGCUGAAGGCAGACGGAGACAGUUUUCGUCUGAAGCUUAACACUCAAGACAUCUUUGAGGACUGGGCGAGGAAAGUGCAGCAGCGCAACCUGGGAGUGUCAGGACGGAUAUUUGCCAUUGAAAGCACUCGGUCACGUAUGGGACGAGGCAAUGUGCUCAAGUUGAAGGUGAAUUUUCUGCCAGAAAUCAUCACACUGUCGAAGGAAGUGAGGAACCUGAAGACACUAGGGUUCCGAGUGCCGUUGGCUAUUGUCAACAAAGCUCAUCAAGCCAAUCAGCUAUAUCCCUUCGCAAUAUCACUGAUUGAGACUGUCAAGACUUACGAGAGAACAUUGGAGAAGCUCACAGGUCGCAGUACAGCAAAUAGUCCAUCACUCAAGAUAGAAGAAAAGACCAGCAUUGUGCCUUUGGUGGCCGGUCUCCACAAGGAAGUCCAAGGUUUGAUUGCUGAGGGCAUCCAACUAGUGUGGGAGAGCUACAAGCUGGACCAGUACGUGCAGAGGUUGGCAGACCUGGUAGUCAGUUUCCAGGAGAAGGUGGAAGACUUGCUAGUGUUGGAGGAACAGCUGGACGUCGACGUUAGAUCCCUGGACACUUGUCCCUACUCUGCCAACACUCUAGCAGAUAUUCUCAGCAAGAUACAACACGCUGUGGACGACCUCAGUCUGCGACAGUACUCCAACCUGCACAUCUGGGUCAACAGGCUCGACCAAGAGGUUGAGAAGAACCUAUCCAACCGUCUGCAAGCUGGUAUACAAGCGUGGACUGAUGCUCUGGAGGGUAAGAAGGAUGAGAUAGACCUCAGCAUGGACACCGACGCCCCGGCACAACCUACACACAAGCCAGGAGGCGAACCUCAGAUCACCAUUCAGAUCUACGAGGUACGCAUCACCAACCAAAUCAUGUACCUGUUUCCCAGCUUUGAAGAGGCGAGAACCAGGCUUAUGCAUUCAAUGGAGGCUUGGAUUGCUAUCGUAAUCUCCCAAACUCGACUACAGAGCACCAGAUAUCAGGUCGGCAUAGAUCGAGUCACUUCACAGACAUACAAGAAUCUGUUGGCAAAACUGCCACCAACUGUUAUGUCCAACGCUUUUGAAGCCAUCGAGAAGAAAGUCAAACAGAUGAGAGAGUAUGUAGAUGAGUGGUUCAACUAUCAGGCUCUGUGGGACCUACAAGGCGACACCCUCAACCAACGGCUGGGUGAUAGCGUCACUCGGUGGAUGAAGUGCCUCAACGACGUCAAGAACUCCCGCAAGACAUUUGACACGUCCGAGACCAAGAAGGAGAUAGGUCCGAUUGUCAUAGACUACGCCAAGGUGCAGAGCAAAGUCACCUUGAAGUACGACGCUUGGCAGAAAGAGACUCUAGCCAAGUUUGGAGUUCUGCUCGGCAAUGAAAUGGCUCAAUUCCAUUCGCAAGUGUCUAAGAGUCGUAACGACCUUGAACAGCAAAGUAUCGAGGCCGCAAGUACUUCGGAUGCUGUGUCUUUCAUCACUUACGUGCAACAACUGAAGAGAAACAUGAAACUUUGGGAGAAACAGGUGGAAGUUUACCGUGAGGGUCAGCGUAUCCUAGAGAGGCAACGUUUCCAGUUCCCCAACAACUGGUUGCAUGUGGACAACGUUGAAGGAGAGUGGAGCGCAUUCAAUGAGAUCAUCAAGCGGAAGGACUCUUCCAUUCAGACACAGGUCCAGAGUCUGCAGCAGAAGAUCGUAGCGGAGGACAAGGCUGUGGAGACUCGCACCAACGACCUGCUGCUGGACUGGGAGAGAAGCAAGCCGGUGGAGGGCAAGAUCAGACCUGACGAGGCGUUACAGCAGCUGCAGCUGUUUGAGAGCAAGUUCAGCCGUCUCAAGGAGGAGCGUGACAAUGUGGCCAAGGCCAAGGAGGCUUUGGAACUUCAGGACCCUAGUGGCGUCAGCUCCAGUGAGGACCGUAUGCUGGUGGUGUUUGAGGAGCUACAAGACCUGAGGGGAGUGUGGUCAGAGCUGUCCCGUAUCUGGCAGCAGAUAGACGAGAUCAGAGAGAAGCCGUGGCUGAGUAUUCAACCUCGCAAACUGCGACAACAACUGGACACUCUAACACAGCAACUCAAGGAGUUGCCUGCAAGACUCAGACAGUACUCCAGCUACGAGUAUGUCAAGAAAAUGCUGCAAGGAUAUUCCAAAGUGAACAUGAUGAUUGUGGAGCUCAAGUCUGAUGCUCUCAAAGAGAGACACUGGAAACAGCUGAUGAGGAAGUUGAGAGUCAACUGGGUCUUGUCUGACCUGACACUUGGACAGGUGUGGGAUGUAGAUCUCCAAAGCAACGAGUCCGUAGUCAAGGAGAUCAUACUGACAGCACAAGGAGAAAUGGCUCUGGAGGAAUUUCUUCGACAGGUGCGUGAGUCGUGGCAGAGUUAUGAGUUGGAUCUCAUCAACUACCAGAACAAAUGUCGUCUGAUCAGAGGCUGGGAUGAUCUGUUCAACAAAGUCAAGGAACACAUCAACUCAGUGGCAGCCAUGAAACUCUCACCUUACUACAAGGUAUUUGAAGAGGAAGCCCUGACCUGGGAAGAGAAGCUGAACCGGAUCAACGCUCUGUUUGACGUGUGGAUAGACGUGCAGCGUCGCUGGGUCUACUUGGAGGGAAUCUUCUCUGGAAGUGCUGACAUCAAGACUCUGUUGCCUGUGGAGACAUCUCGUUUCCAUAACAUCAGCUCUGACUUCCUGGGUCUGAUGAAGAAGGUGAGCAAGUCUCCCAUGGUGAUGGAUGUGUUGAACAUCCAAGGAGUUCAGCGCUCACUUGAGCGUCUCGCUGACCUGCUGGGUAAGAUACAGAAGGCACUCGGGGAGUACUUGGAGCGUGAACGCACGUCCUUCCCUCGGUUCUACUUUGUUGGUGACGAGGACCUGCUGGAGAUCAUUGGAAACAGCAAGAACAUUGCUCGACUACAGAAACACUUCAAGAAGAUGUUCGCUGGUGUGGCGGCCAUCUUGCUAAACGAGGAAAACAAUGUCAUCACUGGCAUAGCAUCCAGAGAGGGAGAAGAAGUGAAGUUCCUCAGCCCAGUGUCUACUGUGGAACACUCCAAGAUCAAUGAGUGGUUGACCAUGGUAGAGAGAGAGAUGAGAGUGACGCUGGCCGCUUGUCUGGCUCAGGCAGUCAAAGACAUUAAACAGUUCAAGGACGGACCCAUCGACUCUGCCUCCUACAUCCAGUGGUGUGACAAGUACCAGGCGCAGAUCGUGGUGCUGGCAGCGCAGAUCCUGUGGUCUGAAGACGUAGAGGCGGCUCUUCACCAGAUGAGUUCAGAUGCAGGGAUGGGACCUCUAGAACGAGUCUUGUCGCAAGUGGAGGCUACACUUACUGUACUGGCUGACUCUGUACUGCAAGAACAACCACCUCUGCGACGGCGCAAGCUUGAACACUUGAUCAAUGAGUUUGUGCAUAAGCGCACAGUGACUCGUCGACUGAUUGCUCACGGAGUGAACAGUCCGAAGUCCUUCGAGUGGUUGUGUGAGAUGCGCUUCUACUUUGACCCUCGACAGAACGAGGCUUUGCAACAGCUGACCAUCCACAUGGCCAACGCAAAGUUCUUCUACGGCUUUGAGUACCUCGGAGUACAGGACCGACUUGUACAGACUCCUCUCACUGACAGAUGUUACCUGACGAUGACUCAGGCAUUGGAGAGUAGACUGGGAGGAUCCCCGUUUGGUCCUGCAGGUACUGGCAAGACAGAGUCUGUGAAGGCUCUGGGACACCAGCUUGGUCGGUUUGUUCUUGUCUUCAACUGUGACGAGACCUUUGACUUCCAAGCCAUGGGACGCAUCUUUGUCGGCCUUUGUCAGGUGGGUGCUUGGGGUUGUUUUGACGAGUUCAACCGUCUUGAGGAGAGGAUGUUGUCGGCUGUGUCCCAGCAGAUACAGACGAUACAGGAGGCGCUGAAAACUCAAAUGGAUGCCAAGAAGGAAGGCACCAUCAGUGUUGAGCUGGUAGGCAAGCAGGUGAGAGUGUCUACAGACAUGGCCAUCUUCAUCACUAUGAACCCCGGCUAUGCUGGACGCUCCAACUUGCCUGACAACCUCAAGAAGCUGUUCCGCUCUCUGGCCAUGACCAAACCCGACAGACAACUGAUCGCCGAGGUGAUGCUGUUCAGCCAAGGCUUCCGGACUGCGGAGAAACUCGCAUGCAAGAUUGUGCCGUUCUUCAAGUUGUGUGAUGAACAGCUUUCAAACCAGUCGCACUACGACUUUGGCCUGCGAGCGCUCAAGUCAGUGUUGGUGAGCGCUGGCAACGUCAAGCGAGAUCGCAUACAGAGAAUCAAAGAGCUGAAGAAGAACAGCGGAGAAUCAGUCAUCGACGAAGCAGCGAUCGCAGAAAACCUUCCUGAGCAAGAGAUUCUGAUCCAGUCAGUGUGUGAGACUAUGGUGCCCAAGCUGGUUGCUGAGGACAUCCCGCUGUUGUUCUCUCUGCUCAAUGAUGUGUUCCCACAAGUGCAGUACACAAGAGCCGAGAUGAUGGGACUGAAGGAGCAAAUCCGCAAAGUUUGUCAAGAAGAGUAUCUGGUUUGUGGUGAAGGAGACGAACAAGGUGGACCAUGGAUGGAAAAGUGUUUCAUGGGAGAAACAUGGAUUGCAAAGGUGCUGCAACUGUACCAGAUUUCCAACUUGAACCACGGUCUGAUGAUGGUGGGUCCAAGUGGUUCGGGCAAGUCCACUGCAUGGCGAGUGCUGCUCAAGGCUCUCGAACACUUUGAGGGUGUUGAGGGAGUUGCUCAUGUGAUCGAUCCCAAGGCUAUCAGCAAGGAAGCGCUUUAUGGAGUGCUGGACCCCAACACUAGAGAGUGGACCGAUGGAUUGUUCACUCAUAUUCUAAGGAAAAUCAUUGACAACUUGAGAGGAGAGAUCAACAAGCGGCAGUGGAUCAUCUUUGACGGUGACGUUGAUCCAGAAUGGGUCGAGAAUCUCAACUCUGUCUUGGACGACAACAAACUGCUGACUCUUCCCAAUGGGGAGCGACUGUCGCUGCCUCCCAACGUUAGAGUCAUGUUUGAAGUGCAAGACCUGAAGUACGCCACCCUGGCCACAGUGUCACGUUGUGGAAUGGUCUGGUUCAGCGAGGACGUCCUCUCAACAGAGAUGAUCUUUGAGAACUACUUGGCUCGCUUGAGGAACAUACCUCUGGAAGAGGAAGACGACGAUUCACUUGGCUUUGCACCAAAGAAAACUCAAAGCGAGAGCAAAGAAGAGGAAAUCUCUCCAGCCUUGCAGGUUCAGCAAGAUGUAGCAAUGAUUCUUCAGACCCACUUCUCCCCUGAUGGUCUGGUAGUGAGAUGUCUUGAGUAUGCGAUGAAGCAGGAACACAUCAUGGACUUCACCAGACUAAGAGCUCUAGGAUCACUCUUCUCAAUGAUCAACCAAGGCGUCAGGAACGUGGUGCAGUACAAUCACAGCCACGCUGACUUCCCUCUGCCCCCUGAGCAGUUAGAGCAGUACAUACCCAAGGUGCUUGUCUACUCCCUGCUGUGGAGCUUUGCAGGGGACGCCAAGCUGAAGGUGCGCCAAGACUUGGGAGACUUUGUGAGGUCUGUCACCACAAUCUCACUGCCUCCAGCGAUCAACAACAUGCCCAUCGUCGACUACGAGGUAAACAUCCAAGGAGAAUGGUGUCUGUGGUCAGCCAAGGUACCUCAGAUUGAGGUUGAGACACACAAGGUGGCAGCUCCAGACAUUGUAGUUCCUACACUAGACACUGUGAGACAUGAGGCGUUGCUGUACACAUGGCUGGCUGAGCACAAACCUCUGGUACUGUGUGGACCGCCAGGCUCAGGUAAGACCAUGACACUGUUCUCUGCGCUGAGAGCUCUCCCUGACAUGGAGGUGGUCGGUCUCAACUUCUCCUCUGCCACAACCCCUGAGCUGCUGCUCAAGACUUUCGACCACUACUGCGAGUACAAAAAAACUCCCAACGGCGUUGUACUGUCACCUGUCCAGCUGGGCAAGUGGUUGGUGCUGUUCUGUGAUGAGAUCAACCUACCAGACAUGGACCAGUACGGUACACAGAGGGUGAUAUCCUUCUUGAGACAACUGGUGGAGCAUAGGGGCUUCUACAGGGCCAGUGAUCAGGCGUGGGUCUCUUUGGAGCGGAUACAGUUCGUAGGAGCUUGUAAUCCGCCGACUGACCCUGGCCGGAAACCAUUGAGUCAUCGCUUCCUGAGACAUGUUCCAGUCAUCUACGUAGACUAUCCCGGCGAGACCUCCCUCAAACAGAUCUAUGGAACGUUCAGCCGUGCCCUGUUGCGUAUGAUCCCCUCGCUGCGAGGGUUCGCCACGGCACUGACCAACGCUAUGGUAGAGUUCUACCUAGUCUCGCAGGAGAGGUUCACACAAGACAUGCAGCCUCACUACGUCUACUCUCCCAGAGAGAUGACUCGCUGGGUGCGAGGAAUCUGCGAGGCCAUCAGGCCACUGGAGAGUCUGACCGUGGAAGGCCUGGUGCGGCUGUGGGCUCACGAGGCUCUCAGACUGUUCCAAGAUCGUCUGGUGGAGGACUCAGAACGUCGGUGGACAAAUGAGAACAUUGACCUGGUGGCUCUGAAGCAUUUCCCCUCUGUGGACCGAGAGGCUGCGCUGGCCCGGCCGAUACUGUACAGCAACUGGUUGAGCAAGGACUACGUACCAGUCGACCGUAACCAACUGAGAGACUACGUCAAGGCCAGGCUCAAGGUGUUUUACGAUGAGGAACUGGAUGUGCCUCUAGUGUUGUUUGACGAGGUGUUGGAUCAUGUGUUGAGGAUCGACCGUAUCUUCCGCCAGCCUCAGGGUCACCUGUUGCUCAUUGGAGUGUCAGGCGCCGGCAAGACAACACUUUCUCGCUUUGUAGCUUUCAUGAACGGCUUGUCCGUCUUCCAGAUUAGGGUUCACAACAAAUACACAGGAGAGGACUUUGACGAAGACCUCCGAUCAGUUCUGAGAAGAUCCGGGUGUAAAAAUGAGAAAAUCGCUUUUAUCCUGGACGAGUCUAAUGUGCUUGAGUCUGGAUUCCUGGAGAGGAUGAAUACGUUGUUGGCCAAUGGAGAAGUUCCGGGGCUCUUUGAGGGUGACGAGUACACCACCCUGAUGACCCAAUGCAAGGAAGGUGCUCAACGCGAGGGACUCAUGUUGGACAGCAACGAGGAGCUGUACAAGUGGUUCACUGGCCAGGUGAUGAAGAACUUGCACGUCGUGUUCACUAUGAACCCGUCCUCGGAGGGACUCAAGGACCGAGCGGCCACCAGUCCUGCGCUGUUCAACCGUUGCGUGCUCAACUGGUUCGGGGACUGGAGCGACAGCGCACUCUACCAGGUUGGUAUGGAGUUCACCAACAAGUUAGACCUGGAUGGAGCACCUAAUUGGAAAUCUCCGGACUUCUUCCCCUCAGCAUUCCCAGGUCUGCCUACAGCCCCUACACACAGAGACGCUGUCAUCAAUGCUUGUGUCUACGUGCACCAAACACUGCACAAGGCCAACGCGAGGCUGGCCAAGAGAGGCAGUCGCACCAUGGCGAUCACGCCGAGACACUACUUGGACUUCAUCAACCACUUUGUGAAGCUGCACAGAGAGAAGUGUUCUGAGCUGGAGGAACAACAGUUGCAUCUCAACGUAGGUCUGGGCAAGAUAGCAGAGACCGUGGAGCAAGUGGAGGAAAUGCAGAAGUCUCUUGCUGUCAAGUCUCAGGAGUUGCAAGCGAAGAACGACGCCGCAAACGCCAAGUUGCGUCAGAUGCUUCAAAACCAACAAGAGGCAGAGAAGAAGAAGGUGGAAAGUCAGGAGAUUCAACGGCAGAUUGACCAACAGAAGGUGGUGAUUGCUGAGAAACAGAAGGUGGUGAGCGCAGACCUGGACAGAGUGGAGCCUGCGGUCAUUGAGGCUCAACAAGCUGUGAAGGAGAUUAAGAAGCAACAGUUGGUAGAGGUGAGGUCUAUGGCUAACCCACCAGCCGUAGUCAAGAUGGCGUUGGAAUCCAUCUGUCUACUGCUGGGAGAGAACGUGGCGGACUGGAAGGCAAUCAGAACUGUGGUAAUGAGGGAAAACUUCAUCAACAGCAUCGUAAACAACUUCUCCACGGAGAAUAUCACAGAUGACGUCAGAGAGAAGAUGCACACUCGCUAUCUGAGCAAUCCGGAGUAUACGUUUGAGAAGGUCAACAGAGCGUCCAUGGCUUGUGGUCCCAUGGUGAAAUGGGCAGUGGCACAGGUGAGUUACGCCGACAUGCUGAAGAAGGUGGAACCGCUGAGGGAAGAGUUGCGAUCGCUGCAGAUGCAAGCCACGGAGAACCAGACGAAAGGUGAAGCGACGACGACACUGAUAGCCAAACUGGAGGAGAGCAUCGCAGCGUACAAGGAGGAAUACAGACUACUGGUAGAGGAGGCGUCAAUCAUCAAGACGGACCUGGACUGUGUGAAGGCUAAGGUGGACAGAUCCAUCGCACUACUCAAGUCUCUAGGUAUUGAGCGUGAGAGGUGGGAGGCGACCAGUGAGACGUUCAAGUCUCAGAUGGCCACCAUCAUUGGAGACGUGCUGCUGUCCUCCGCCUACCUAGCCUACGCUGGGUACUUUGACCAACAUUACCGACACAACCUGUUCUCCGCGUGGUGUCAGCACCUGACCCAGGCUGGCCUCAGUUUUCGCCCGGACAUUGCUCUUACCGAGUACCUCAGCAACCCAGACGACAGGUUACGUUGGCAAGCAAACGCACUUCCUACAGACGACUUGUGUACUGAGAAUGCUAUCAUGCUUAAGAGAUUCAACCGCUAUCCGCUCAUCAUCGACCCGUCAGGUCAAGCUACGGAGUUCAUCAUGAACGAGUUCCGAGACCGCAAGAUCACCAAAACGAGUUUCUUAAACGACUCUUUCCGCAAGAAUUUGGAAUCUGCUCUGCGUUUUGGAAACCCUCUUCUUGUGCAGGACGUUGAAAACUACGACCCCAUCCUGAACCCUGUGCUGAACCGAGAGCUGCGCCGUACUGGAGGGCGAGUGCUGAUCACGUUGGGAGACCAAGACAUCGAUCUGUCACCCACAUUCAUCAUCUUCCUGUCAACUCGAGACCCGACAGUGGAGUUUCCUCCGGACAUCUGCUCCAGAGUCACGUUCGUCAACUUCACAGUGACACGGAGCUCGCUACAGUCCCAGUGUCUUAACCAGGUGCUCAAGGCGGAACGACCGGACAUUGACGCGAAGAGAUCUGAUCUGCUCAAACUGCAAGGUGAGUUCCACUUGCGACUUCGUCAGUUGGAGAAGUCUCUUCUGCAGGCCCUCAAUGAAGCAAAGGGUAAAAUUCUGGACGACGAUUCAGUUAUCACAACCUUGGAGACGUUGAAACAAGAAGCGGCUGAUAUCGGACUCAAAGUCGAAGAGACUGAUAAGGUCAUCGCUGAAAUCGAAACAGUCUCUCAACAGUACAAACCUUUGUCUCAGGCUUGCAGCAACAUGUACUUCACCAUGGACAGUCUGAAUCAGGUCCACUUCCUGUAUCAGUAUUCUCUCAAGUUCUUCUUGGACAUCUUCAACUCUGUGUUGUUCAACAACAAACAUCUCACAGACAUCUCGGACUAUAGUCAGCGUCUGGCGGUCAUCACCAAGCAGCUGUUUAAUGUUUGUUAUGAGCGUGUGGCUCGUGGGAUGUUACACACUGAUCACCUGGUAUUGGCUCUGCUGUUGUGUCGAAUCCAUCUGAAGGGUGUACCGUCAGAGCCAUCCCUAGACCAGGAGUUCCACUUCUUCCUGAGAGGCAAAGAGGGUGUCACAGGCAAUGAGCAGGUUCCCAGCAUCGACGGCCUCACUCAGGAACAGGCUGAAGCGAUGCUGCGGCUUUCCACAAGGAUGCCAGCUUUUCGAGGGAUGCAGAAGAAGAUAGACGAGAUGCCAGAGUUUGGUGCUUGGCUACAACAAGGAACCCCGGAGCAAGCAGUGCCUAGGCUGUGGCAGGAGGAGAAGCCAUUGACAGCUGUACAGACGGCCAUGCAUCAGCUGCUGGUCAUACAGGCGUUCCGGCCAGACAGAGUAAUGGCUGCCGGACAUGUAUUUGUGUCUGAAGUUCUCGGGGAACAUUUCACUCAAGCAGCCGAGCGGGAACUGGACCUUGGGGAUAUUGUGGAGACAGAGAUCAGUGCGGGAGUGCCAGUGCUGCUGUGUUCAGUGCCUGGGUUUGACGCUAGCUCUCGUGUGGACGACCUGGCCGCAGAGAAGAGUAAACAGAUCGCAAGCAUUGCCAUCGGCUCUGCGGAGGGCUUCAACCAGGCGGACAGUGUGAUCAACGUGGCUGUCAGAUCUGGCAAGUGGGUGUUACUGAAGAACGUGCACCUGGCGCCUCAUUGGCUGGUACAGUUAGAGAAGAAGCUGCACAGUCUACAACCUCAUGCUAACUUCCGUCUGUUCCUCACCAUGGAGAUCAACCCCAAGCUGCCCGUCAACUUGCUGAGAGCUGGUCGCAUCUUUGUAGUUGAACCUCCUCCUGGCAUCAGGGCGAACCUGCUGCGAACAUUCAGUACGGUUCCUGCGUCUCGCAUGAUGAAGGCGCCCAAUGAGCGAGCUCGCCUAUACUUCCUGCUAGCUUGGUUCCACGCUAUCGUACAGGAGCGACUACGCUACGUACCACUCGGAUGGGCCAAGUAUUACGAGUUUAACGAGAGUGACCUUCGAGUGGCUUGUGAUACUCUGGAUACCUGGAUAGACACAAUUGCAAUGGGCCGCAACAAUCUGCCCCCAGCCAAGGUGCCGUGGGACGCACUAGUGACACUGUUGUCUCAGUCUAUCUACGGAGGCAAGAUAGACAAUGACUUUGACCAGAGACUGCUACUGUCCUUCCUCUCUAAACUGUUCACUGCUCGGAGCUUCGAGGCAGACUUUGCUCUGGUGGCCAACCUGGACGGCAGUGGCAGACACAUUACAAUGCCAGAUGGAGCAAAGAGAGGAGAUUUCCUCCAUUGGAUAGAGAACUUGGCAGACAGACAGACACCUUCAUGGUUGGGAUUGCCGAACAACGCUGAGAAAGUGCUACUCACCACUAGGGGAACUGACUUGGUGAGCAAGCUACUGAAGAUGCAGCAGCUGGAAGAUGAAGAUGAGUUGGCGUAUGUGAGUGAAGAUGCUGUGAGGCUGGAUACACCCAGUCUGGACCAAGCCACUGACGGCAGACCUGCAUGGAUGAGGACUCUACACAACUCAGCACAGACUUGGCUGCAGCUGCUGCCCAACAACUUGCAGACCCUGAGACGUACGGUGGAAAACAUCAAAGAUCCGUUGUACCGAUACUUUGAAAGGGAAGUGAACUCUGGCGCAAAACUGCUCAGAGAUGUCAUUCAUGAUUUGGAGGAUGUGGUGGCGAUUUGUCAAGGAGAGAAGAAGCAGACAAACUACCACAGAGCUAUGCUGAGCGAUCUUGUGAAAGGCAUUCUGCCGGCGAGCUGGAGAAGAUACACCGUACCGCGAGGCUGUACAGUUAUCCAAUGGAUCACAGACUUCAGUCAACGAGUCAAACAACUGCAGAAGGUAUCCCAGCUUGUGUCCCAGGGUGGAGCAAAGGAAAUUAAGACGAUGGCCGUGUGGCUGGGUGGUCUGUUGAACCCCGAGGCGUACGUGACGGCCACCAGACAAUGUAUUGCCCAGGCUAACAGCUGGUCUCUGGAGGAACUUAUACUGGAUGUCACCAUCACAGACUCAAACGAGGCUAGUGUGGACGAGUGCAGCUUCGGUGUUAUUGGGUUGAAACUACAAGGAGCUCAGUGCCGCAACAAUCAGCUGUUGUUGACCUCUACAAUCAUGAUGGAUCUACCAGUCACCCUACUGCGUUGGACCAAAGCCUCUGCUGGUACAGAAGUAGCCCGGCAAGGGAAGUUGUCUCUGCCCGUUUACCUAAACUCUACAAGAACUGAACUGUUGUUCACUGUAGACCUCAACAUUGCCCCUGGCCAAGACCACCAUAGCUUCUAUGAGAGAGGCGUCGCUGUACUUACAUCAACGGCUCUCAAUUAACAUGCACGCUUAAACUUACGUUACAUUAAUCAUCUUUAGUAUAAGGUAGAUAGAAAUGCUUUAAGAAAUCUGUGUUUGGGAACUUAAAUGUUUAUUGUAAUUAUUUAUACUGUUUGGGUUUUGUCCAUGAUGUGUUGGAAAAUGUGUUUAACUCUUAAUGUCAUGUGUAGUCUUGUCUUUUACACUUUGCUUAGCUUGUCACAGUACGUAUGAAGUUUUAGAGGAUCGUUCUGAUCCGUAUUUUAAUAAAAUUUGUAAUUCUGUGAUGAAAUAUGUGUUCUCCAUUGUUUUUAAAUUAUUUCAUUGAAUGUUUCGUGAUAGUUUGUGAAUGUUAAACCAUAUGUAUUAAAUUCUCUAAAAAUGUGAUGAACUUUAAACACCUAUCAUUAACUUAUUUAAUUUGUAUUCAUGUUAUUUAUACUUCUCCUGCACUAAUAUAUAUAUGUUUUGUUAUUAUAUUGUAUUGUUAAAAUGAGCUAUAGAUUGCAUAUGUAAUACAAUUUUCAAAUAAAACAAUUUAAACAAUGCAA
This is a messenger RNA of Macrosteles quadrilineatus (aster leafhopper), 14639 nucleotides long. RefSeq names its product dynein heavy chain, cytoplasmic-like. Gene Ontology annotation, molecular function: ATP hydrolysis activity; dynein intermediate chain binding; dynein light intermediate chain binding. The record is from RefSeq and is a predicted model, not a curated record. Gene Ontology annotation, biological process: microtubule-based movement. The transcript is spliced from 84 exons. Lineage: Eukaryota; Metazoa; Arthropoda; Insecta; Hemiptera; Cicadellidae. Bases 82 to 14109 code for a protein of 4675 amino acids. Gene Ontology annotation, cellular component: dynein complex.